GCGGGCGCUUUAAGGAGACGCGCUGCUGCCGCGAACGGGAGGCAGGCCGGUGUUUUUCCACAACUGAUGUCUAAUGGUCACCCAUGUUGAGAGACAAAGGUCAGGAAAAAAGCUCAUAAACUAAAUUUACCGCUGCCGCUGUUAUUCAGCACCGAGCCGCCGCACAAUACAGAAGGGACAAGAGCGUUUCAAAGGAAUUAAAGGAGAUAAACAUUAAAGCAUGGCCCAGAAGGAGAAACUUCAGUGUCUAAAGGACUUCCACAAAGACAUUCUGAAACCCUCCCCGGGAAAGAGCCCGGGCACAAGGCCAGAGGAUGAAGCCGAGGGGAAUCACCCCCAAAGGGAAAAGUGGGCUAGCAAGCUUGACUUUCUUCUCUCAGUCGCCGGGGGCUUCGUUGGUUUAGGCAACGUCUGGCGGUUCCCGUACCUCUGCUACAAAAAUGGCGGAGGUGCUUUUCUCAUCCCAUACUUCAUCUUCCUGUUUGGUGGAGGACUGCCUGUAUUCUUCCUGGAGGUGGCACUCGGUCAGUUCACCUCUGAGGGAGGAAUCACCUGUUGGGAGAAACUUUGCCCAAUUUUUACAGGUAUCGGCUAUGCAUCCAUAGUGAUCGUUUCUCUGCUGAACAUCUACUACAUUGUGAUCCUGGCCUGGGGCUUGUACUACCUGUUCCAGUGCUUUCAGCCAGAGCUUCCCUGGGCAAGCUGCAACAACAAAUGGAACACAGAAAAUUGUGUGGAGGAUACCCUCCGCAAGAACAAGACACUCUGGGGGGCUGUGAAUGCCACUAACUUCACUUCCCCCGUGACUGAGUUCUGGGAGCGAAAUGUCCUCAGCAUCUCAGAUGGUAUCGAGCAGGUGGGUCAUAUUAAAUGGGACCUGGCUCUGUGUCUGCUCGCUGUGUGGGUCAUCUGUUUCUUCUGCAUCUGGAAAGGCGUUAAGUCCACUGGAAAGGUUGUGUACGUCACGGCAACAUUCCCAUUUGUCAUGUUAAUUGUCCUGCUUGUACGGGGUGUCACUCUUCCUGGGGCAGCCGAGGGCAUCAAAUUUUAUCUGUACCCAAAUGUGACUCGCCUUGGAGACCCAGAGGUGUGGAUCGAUGCAGGGACACAGAUUUUCUUCUCUUACGCCAUCUGUCUUGGAGCCAUGACGUCACUGGGAAGCUACAACAAGUACAAAUACAACUGCUACAGGGACUGUUUGCUGUUGGGAGGCCUGAACAGCGCUACCAGUUUUGUGUCUGGCUUCGCAAUAUUUUCCGUCCUGGGCUUCAUGGCGCAAGAGCAAGGGGUGGACAUAGCCGAUGUGGCAGAGUCAGGUCCUGGCCUGGCCUUCAUUGCUUACCCUAAAGCUGUGUCUAUGAUGCCACUUCCUACAUUUUGGGCAAUUCUUUUCUUCAUUAUGCUUCUGCUGUUGGGCCUCGACAGUCAGUUUGUCGAAGUGGAAGGGCAGAUCACAUCCCUAGUGGAUCUGUAUCCAUCCUUCCUAAGGAAGGGUUAUCGGCGUGAAAUCUUCAUAGCUAUAGUCUGUUUUGUGAGCUACCUGUUGGGACUUACCAUGGUCACAGAGGGUGGCAUGUAUGUGUUUCAACUCUUUGACUACUAUGCAGCCAGCGGCGUGUGCCUUUUAUGGGUUGCAUUCUUUGAAUGUAUUGCUGUAGCCUGGGUUUAUGGCGCUGAUGAUUUCUAUGAUGCAAUUGAAGAGAUGAUUGGUUACAGACCAAAUCCCUGGAUGAAGUGGAGUUGGACUGUGAUCACACCUUUUCUGUGUGUGGGAUGCUUUGUCUUCUCAUUGGUCAAGUACAUGCCCUUGAGAUACAACAAAGUCUACGAGUACCCGGACUGGUCCAUUGGAGUUGGUUGGACCCUCGCCCUCACGUCCAUGAUCUGCAUACCAAUGGUGGUUGUGAUCAAAAUCAUUCAAUCAGAUGGACCCCUCAUAGAGAGGAUCAAAGCGGUGGCAGCACCCGUGAGGGGAGGAGCCAGUUCUUGCCCCCAAGACUACCAACCCAAAUGCAAUGAGCUGGCACAGCCGCUGGACCCCAACUGGAACGGAGGCUUGAUGAAGCCCACCCACACCAUAGUAGAAACUAUGAUGUGAACGCUCUCUGUGAGAGGAUUCAAUGACCUGCUUUUCCAUUACAUAUAUAUAUAUAUGUGAUUCUAUAUACAUAUAUAAAAAAUAUACUCUGUAACUUUUGACAUAGUCGUAGGACCAGGUUUACAUUGCUACGCAUCUGCACUAGGAGUCCUUGUUUUGUUUUGUUUUGUUUUUCUACAGAGGAAGUUACAUUUUUCUGUCUGUAUUUUUUAUAUUUUUAUCAUAAUACUAUUAUAUUACUAUUAUUGUCGCUGUUAUUAGACAGAGAACAGAUCGCAAACAGCAGUAUCCUGAACGUAGAACCUUGCCCAUUCUAUUUUUGCAACUUUUAUCUUGUACAUAUCGAAAUCAAUCUAAGCUGUGUUUAUUUUUUAGAGAAUCGAGAAUCAUGGGGAAAAAAAAACACGAAGGGCUCCGUAAACGUGAAUCGCGAAAAGUACACGUUGGUGUAUAAAGAUCUCGUCCUCCACAAACGUGAAAAGGUUGUCUUUUUAGGGAUAGAAGUCGUUAUGCGUUAUUGUGUCCCGACAAACUGUUUAGACUGGAGAUUGUGCUGUCCGGAAGAAUCGAGCCGUUAGCACUGCUUGUUUUCAAUGCACUAUACCACUAAGGACACUACAUUCUCCAUAAUGUUGCACCAUUUAAAUGGAUAGUUUAC
Molecule: messenger RNA, 2756 nt
Organism: Sinocyclocheilus rhinocerous
Lineage: Eukaryota; Metazoa; Chordata; Actinopteri; Cypriniformes; Cyprinidae
Product: sodium- and chloride-dependent taurine transporter-like
Exons: 14
Coding region: 221-2098 (625 amino acids)
Biological process (GO): taurine transmembrane transport; amino acid transport; sodium ion transmembrane transport
Cellular component (GO): cell projection; plasma membrane
Molecular function (GO): gamma-aminobutyric acid:sodium:chloride symporter activity; taurine:sodium symporter activity
Source: RefSeq, a predicted model, not a curated record